UCCGGAGACAAGCAAACGUAAACACUACUGUAUACAGAAUGUCUAUAUGCUUCGUUUUCAACUGUAACCAUCAAGGGUUAAAACGAACAUGUAAAAUGUUCCGGUUUCCAAAAAAUACAAAGUUGGCGAAAAGAUGGGAAAAACUCUGUAGGCGGAAGGACAGAUCUAUAAAUGCUUCAUCCGACCGCAUUUGUAGUUGUCAUUUCAAGGACGGAGUGAAAGACAAUGGACCUACCAUUUUCUCAUGGAGCUCUGUUUUUGAUUUCGAGGAUCCAAAUAAAAUAUCGAGGAGAACCGUAAAAGCAGAGGCAGCCCCCCAGGAGAUGUGUGUGAGCACCUUGGAUGUCAAUGACUGCGCCCCUCAGCUCCCACCACAUUCUCAUGACCAAUCCUACCAACUUACAUUUGAGCGAAUGAUUGAGGAACACAAGAAUCUAAAGCUACAAGUUAAAGAACUUACAGACCGGAUUCAGGCAAUGUCAUUGAAAAGAGCCUUUACACUAGAGGAUAUAAUAGGAGAUGAAAGGAAGUGUUUAUUAAUGAAAAUGGAUUGACUGCUGGACAGUUUUAAAUCCACCAAGGAUAUUUGAUCAAUUGGAAGCUGAAAGUGAAAAUUUGUUUCCAUAUGAGACUGCUGGACAGUUUUCUUUUUAUUGAAAUCAUUAAAUUUUUAGUUUUACAUACAGAU
Molecule: messenger RNA, 688 nt
Organism: Magallana angulata
Lineage: Eukaryota; Metazoa; Mollusca; Bivalvia; Ostreida; Ostreidae
Exons: 5
Coding region: 39-554 (171 amino acids)
Source: RefSeq, a predicted model, not a curated record